CCGUCGAGCGGAGAAGGUGUGUUUUUCGGGUCGUGUGAAACGUUUUCAGUUUCAUUAGAACGCGUAGAAGGGUAGAAAAUUUAGAAAAAUAAUUGCAUUGUUUCGCUCCUUGUCUACUGAUAUUCUCUCUUCCUCACGCGUGCUUUAGUGAGAGGGUGGUUGGUUAGUCGGUUCGAAAAAAAAAACGCUCUUGUGAAGGGGGGAGGUGAAAACUUGGUUGAUCAAGUGAUGAAGGUGGUUUUUAGGAAGGAAGAAAACGAAGAAUAUUAAGCUAGUGGAGCCUCAUCAACGGUCGUUGAGAGAAACGGUGGAAGACACGUAUGUAAAUUGAAUGAAUAUGCGCUGCUAUAGAGCGAAAACCGAUUUUCGGCUCGGUGUGCGGAGAGUUGUUAUUGUGCUCACAUAUGGGUGGGUAACCGGGCCGAGCUCUAUGGACUUGGGUCUGAAUCGGUAUGCAUUGUAGUGGCCUGGUGGUCAGAAGUGUCCAAUGCAAUACACUUCAGCUUUGCUUGAUGAAUUUAAAAUGCAAUCAAUUAAUAUGUGGAUUUAUACCUGGAGAAGCAUCAAAGGCGAAAAGGUGUACUAGCAUGAGUUGAAAUGUUUAUUUCCUUGUCACUCCUAAGUGGUGCCGAUCUCGAGCAGCAUAAAUAGAUCGAAUAAUCAAACGAGUGAGUGUCUUCCGAUAUGCGGGCGCUCAUGACUGCGUCAGUUUAGGUGAAAAGAAAUAACAUACGAGUGAGAAUUUGCGAUCAGUUCUAAGCUAGUUAUAUAUCGAGCAAAAAAUGAUUUUUAACUUCAUUGCAAGGUGUGUAUCACAUGUGUGAAUAAGGUAUACGCCGAUAAAUAGAAGUGUACAGUGAGAUACGCAUACGCAUGCAUCCAGUUGGAUUAUUACCAAUUUCUUUGUGAAUACUUUUAAGGGAUUAAAGAAGCCUAGCAUAAAUUAUGGAUAUCAAGGUUGUUGGAGCAGCAUGUGGCUUUCACGGUCCGUACACAUUCUACAAGGGUGUUAAAAUCACAUUUUGCGGUUCAGAAUCCGCACCAGCGACAGGAACUGGCACGUCCUGCUCGUCGACAUCGAUACCGUCGUCGUCGUUAACGUCUGCAGCCACACCAUUGUCAUCCGCGACGGGAACGGUGCAAUCUGUGGAACCAUUUAGUCAAAAACAGAACACCUCCAAACCUAGUGGCAGCUACAGCGGCGGUGCUGACAUCAGCACUAGUGGUAGUAAUAGCAGCAGUAGUAGUCCCAACAACAAAGUUCAAACCAGCACCAGCUCGAAGCCAAAACAGACGCAUCGAAAAUGUGUCAGUGAAAAUAGCAGCUCCCCGACCGGUGUGAAUAAUUUAUGUAAUGCCUCGACAACGGCAACAGCAAAAGAAAUCCCACGACCGAUGGUACUGGCCUUGGGUGAUUGCUUUCCGGUGCGACCUUGGUCGGAUUCACCGAUUGAGUGCCUCGCGGAACUGCGGAUGGUCUGGAGAGAUCGAAACGAACAGUGUUUACUGUUAGCCCUACGAUUGUACUUUCUACCGGAAAAUACACCAUCUGGAAGAAACUGCCACGGAGAGGAUGAAGUGCUGGCCAUUUCCGACAAAGUGAUUCUCCGGGCGGACGAUCUGCUCACCUGGAUUGCGGCAGACCUCCAAUGGAACUGGGGUCUUCGGACGGCGUACAACAAACACAACGCCAAAGAUUCCAUGUGCACAGCCCGGUUUCUAAGCAAAAACGCCUCCUUAGACUUUACCGACGUCGACAAGGAAAAGCAUUCUGUCGAAAACAAUGCCUCUAAAGUGGCAGUUCUUAGCUUUUCACGCUACUGCCGCUAUCGGGCCGUGCUGAAGCGGCUGGAGGGUGUCAAUGAUGACUGGCUGCGAAACACGCUGGUACAGACGCUCAGUGGUUUUGUGGUCACCACACCCAAGUUGCGCGUUAUGUUCUGCAAGGACACCUUCGACUAUCCUGAGCUAGAAACACACGAACUGCUAUGUAAUCAUCUGGCGCCCAAGUUGAAGGGACGACCGCGCGGUAAGCGAAAGAACACCCCCUCUGACUCGUCAUCGCAAUUCGUGAAGAAGGAAGGUAACUCGGAAGAAAGCGAAACCAACGAUUCUGAUGUGUCUGACUAUUCGUACAACAAGGCUUCUCCAUCCAAGAAAGUGGGUCUUCAGUCGACACCACGCUACAAUCCCCGACCAGCGCGGGCCUCACAUUCGAAACUAGCAGCGACAGACCCCAUCGCUAUACCAACCGUGCCUCUGCCGGUACCACUGGUCUUCAAACCGGUCCGGAUUAAGUCUAAGCUAGGACGUCCACGCAAGUCAAAGGCUGGCCGGAAACCCAAAGCUGCCAAGUUGCUUAUGGAGCAAAAGACCGACCAAGAGAGCGGCGUGGAGGACGAAAGUAUUCAAGAUCAAGAGGUGAAAGCUGCUGAGCGCGAGCCCGAUGGUGAAAUUCAAACAGAUAUUGUUGAGGAGCAGGCGAUAGAAGACAAUUUAUUCAGAUUCAACGAAGGUAUGGCCGCCGACGAGCGAGACUUUUUGCAGCGGUUGCAACAAUUUCUGGACGAAAAGGCGCUUGCUUAUGCAAACAACCAGGCGACAUCUCUGAAAGACGUUAAAUUAUACCUCAUCUACACUCGUGUUCUAAACAUGGGAGGCUAUAGUGAAAUUAGCAAUAAGGAUAAAUGGAAUCAAAUACUGAGUGGGACUGGGGGUGAAAACGGUAUUAUGAGUAGGCGAAAGUAUGAAAAGAUACUAUUGCCGUAUGAGAAACACCAGCAAGAAAUCGCCGAGGCUGUGAAAAAGGAGAUCGAGGAGCAGGAACAAGCUACCCAUGAAAGCCAAAUUUCACCAACACCGUACGAAUACGACUCGAAAGAAGGCAUCAUCGAGGUGAAAGUAGAAAAGGUAGAAAUCAACGAACCAGAAAUUUCCGUGAAGGUUGAACGCAAGAAAGAUAAGGAAAAUAAAGAAUCAACGCCUCUUGUCUCGGAAGAGAUAUCGGUGAAAAAAGAACCUGACGCAAAGCUAGCAAUUGAUGCCAGUAAAGAUGAGUCACCCGAAGUACAAAGUAAAGUUAGAGGAAAAGCCCUAUCUCCACUACUGGAGAACAACAAUAGUAAUAGCAGUACGGUGACUGGUAGUCCGAAAGGCGUACACUUGGGGAUGUCUCCAGUAUCUGUUCCGUUGACCGUAAUUGUUCGUCCCAAUAUCGAUGAAAAAGAUCCACAAUCAUCUCAGAUACAAAUAAAUCAACCACAUACAACCAUUACGGUUCACCAGACCACUAUUCAUCCUCAGGGCAAUCAACAACCAAAUAGUCAACAAAUCAGUGGACAAAGUCCCCAGCAUAUAACGAAUCAAAUUCAAAUCACAAACCAGAUCCAGAUUCAACAAAUCACAGUGCAAUCAAGUGACAAAAGUUCCAAUGGUGGACAAAAUGAAAGCCCUCAGUUCAAAUAUAGCUUCAAGCAGGAUAAAUCUGGUCAGGAAAUUAAUAUAGAAUCUCCUCCUACUGAUGGUUCAAAAUCAAAUUUCGAAAAUAACAUAAGCACCACGUUGUUCCCACUGAAUUGUUCAGCCAAUACGGAUCCGGACCUAACUAUCAAGGAAGUAUCCGUAUGUCCCACUAGUGGCACAGUGUCGAUUAGUACUUCCAGUACAAAUCCUCCUAGUGGAGCUAGCGCGCCAUCUAAAACUUCUUCAUUACGCCAUGUGCGUAUGAAAGCCGAUCGUAAAGUAGUGCCUAACGCAUCAACUGUAACCCCAGGUGCAUCCGGGAAACCAUUUGAAAAGGAAAAUAUUUCACUGUUUAGUGGAGGAACGAGUCUCUUUGGAGGUCAAAGCCUUACAACCAUUACUCCUAUCGCUUCAAGUUUGCUCGGUGGUGUGGCUGGAAUGGCAGCCAUUGCUGGAUUGGCUUCCGGUUUAAGUGGAAACCCUGCUGGCUCAGGGACUAGUGGUGGUAAUUGUUCACCUAGAACAAACAUGCAGACCCCCACAGAAGUAAUUGACCUCGUAGACAGCGAUAAUGACAGUGAUUCGUCUAGUCCAACAAAUCCUCCUAAUCCAACUAACACAGCCAAGCAGGCUGGUUUAUCGAUACGUCCAAUUCCAUCUCUAUUGCCUCCGAUGAAGAAACGGAAGUUAGAUAUCUUGCGCGAGGGUGGCCUUGAAGUAACACCAAUAUCUAAUGGAACAAGCAUUUUCUCUGCUAUUACACAGCACAGCCCAAAAUCUAGCCCAAAUCCGAUGCGCAUAAACAUCACAGCUGAAGUAAGUCCGCAACGUGGGAAGCAACCUGACGAUGCCCGACCACGUGAAAGAAAGUACAUCCCAACUCCGAUUGAGUGUCAGACUCAAGGCUGUACGCAAAGACUGGACAAAUCUUUGGCAACCCGAAGGAAAUUCCUAUUAUUCCCACAGUUCCAGUGAGAACGAAUUCAGCUGCGGGUGUAACAGAUUUGCUCGAUUUGACAGGGAACCCAUUCGCUGGAGUUGAAAAUCUGUCUGCCAAAACACACACAAGUUUUGAUUUUUUGUCUUCAUCAUCACGUCAACGAGCCUCGGCAAAU
Molecule: messenger RNA, 4577 nt
Organism: Topomyia yanbarensis
Lineage: Eukaryota; Metazoa; Arthropoda; Insecta; Diptera; Culicidae
Biological process (GO): regulation of transcription by RNA polymerase II
Cellular component (GO): nucleus
Molecular function (GO): transcription cis-regulatory region binding
Source: RefSeq, a predicted model, not a curated record